UGCCUGUUGCUGUUGCACUACAAGACGCUGUCAGAGAAGCAGCUGAGGUCUGCACGAAUGUGGGAGAGUAAAAUGUUCAGCAAGGACUCUGAUCGUGUAAAACUGUGGAGUCUGAGCAGAUAGGAGGACGGAGACUCUCAGCCGUGUGAGAAGUUUGAUAAGCUUUGGAAAUGAACAGCUGCCAAGUUUGGGACUUGAAGAUGUGGGCGUUGGUGGGAAUAGUCUGUCUGUGCCACUGCGUCUUUGGACAGCUGUUUGACACGAAGCUCAAAGGAGCUCCGCGGCUGAUCUGCAGCGUCCCCGGGUCACCAGGCCUGCCCGGCAAACCGGGCCUCAGCGGGCCCCCAGGAGCAGAUGGGAAUGUGGGUAUCCCAGGAAGAGAUGGCAGAGAUGGCAGGAAGGGUGAAAAGGGAGAAAAGGGAGACACAGGGCUGAAAGGCAGGGUUGGCCCUACAGGCAAGAUCGGAGAGCGAGGUGACCGAGGCCCGGCGGGGAAACGAGGCCCUACAGGAGAGAACGGAGAUGUGGGUCCGGUCGGUUCUGUAGGCCAUGACGGACAGAAAGGAGACAAGGGGGAACGAGGGCUGCCUGGAACUGCAGGAAUUUGCAAAUGUGGCAGCCUGCUGCCUAAAUCUGCCUUCUCUGUAGGAAUCACCAGCAGCUACCCUACAGAGAAGACUCCCAUCAAGUUCAACAAGGUUCUCUUUAACGAAGGCGGACAUUACAACCCACAGACGGGCAAGUUCAUCUGUGCAUACCCGGGCAUUUAUUACUUCUCAUAUGACAUUACACUGGCCAACAAACAUCUGGCCAUUGGUCUGGUGCAGAACGGUCAGUAUCGCAUCAAAACCUUUGACGCCAACACAGGAAACCAUGAUGUGGCUUCUGGGUCCACUGUCAUGUACCUCAACCCUGAAGAUGAAGUGUGGUUGGAAAUCUUCUUCCAUGACCAGAACGGAUUAUUUGCAGACCCUGGCUGGGCCGACAGCCUGUUCUCUGGCUUCCUCCUGUAUGCGGACACAAACUACUUCGACACACUGGCAGAGGACUACGCAUAGAAGCUGCAAAACACAAAACAAAAACUGCAAAUCACUGUUGUCGGAUAGGUUUAUUACAUGUAUUGUAAGGUCAAACUAUAUUUUUAUACAAAUGUUUGUACUGCUAGUUAUAUUAUUGGUAUAGAGUCUUAUCUAUUGAUCUGAAAUGAUAUUAUCUGAUAAAGCUUGAAUAACUUUUUGAUUUAUAUGUUUUGUGUAUAAUAACUUAAAUAAACAUUGA
Molecule: messenger RNA, 1278 nt
Organism: Acanthochromis polyacanthus (spiny chromis)
Lineage: Eukaryota; Metazoa; Chordata; Actinopteri; Pomacentridae
Product: complement C1q tumor necrosis factor-related protein 7
Exons: 3
Coding region: 171-1058 (295 amino acids)
Molecular function (GO): protein binding
Source: RefSeq, a predicted model, not a curated record